AUGGGGGAGCUGUGUGUAACCGGGCGCGGGCGCCAGUCGGGAGACGCGGGGAUCCUCAAGGGGGCGAAAAACCCCGCCCACCACAACGCCCCGCGUCCCCGCGCCGAAAGCCCCGCCUGCACCCUAAGCCCCGCCCCGCGCAGGCGCCUGACCCCGGAAGCCGUCCUCACUGCGCAGGCGCUGUCAGUUCCGCCAGCCCCGGGGCUGUAUCCCGGCUGCCAGGUCCUGUCACUCCCGGGUCCCCCGAGCCCUGGCGUCAUGGUGCCGCCACCCCUGUCGCUGUCACCGCCGCUCUGCACGCUGCCGGCGGGCCCUGGACCCUCCCGCUUCGUGUGCUACUGCGAGGAGGAGGGAGCCGGGGACGCGGACCGCGGUGGCUUCAACCUCUAUGUGACGGACGCCGCGGAGCUCUGGAGCACUGGCCUCACGCCGGACAGCCUGCCGGCCCUCAAAGCCCGCCUUGGCCUGAGUGCAGACCAGGACAUCACCCCCCGGUUCAGGGCAGCCUGUGAGCAGCAGGGUGUGACCCUGAACCUGCAUGAGGACAUCGCAUCCCUGACCCUCUCCGAGGGGCCCUCCACCCUGACCUUUGACCUCACAAAGGUCCCGGGCUCGGAGGCAGCCCCCAGGUUGCAGGCCCUCACACUGGGCCUGGCGGAGCGCGUGUGCCGGCUGGAGCAACGGCUGGCAGCCGCCCAGGAGAUGGUAGCCAGCUCCAGCAAGAGCCCCUGGCGGGCUGGGCCCCACCUUUAUUUACCGGAGCCAGAUCCUCAGAGGGGCGGCCCUGGAUCUGGAGUCAGGAGAAGAUGCCCAGGAGAGUCCCUCAUCAACCCUGGCUUCAAGAGUAAGAGACCUGCCGGUGGUGUGGACUUUGACGACACCUGA
Molecule: messenger RNA, 885 nt
Organism: Orycteropus afer afer
Lineage: Eukaryota; Metazoa; Chordata; Mammalia; Tubulidentata; Orycteropodidae
Source: RefSeq, a predicted model, not a curated record